AUGCCGUUUAAAACCUUAGCUGACCUACAGAAAGACGAAGACGUUGAAGAGGACGGCUCCGACAACGAGUACUAUGCCGGAGGCGAAUCCAGUGGUCAGACGAUCCGAGGUAACCCAGCACAAGACCCGCGGCGUAACUCGGCUGCGCGUCAGUCUGGUAGUUCACGACACCGUCUAGUUUCCGCUAUUCUGGAUCGGGCCCGUCAGCAGCUCGGGCAACCGCAGGUUGCGGACGCUGGGAGUGCAGCUCGUCCAAGUGGAGCGUUCCACGGCACGGGAUACAGACUCGGCGACACGGAGUCACCGGGGAGCGAUGCGUACGAGCCGGCAGGCGCUCCGACACCCGCUCGGACGCGCAUCGUUACAAAGACAAUUACGUUCUAUCGAAACGGUUUUAUUGUGGAUGACGGAGAGCUUCGAAGGUUGGACGACCCCGCGCAAGCAGCGUUUCUUGCUGAUAUCCACGCAGGGGUUGUACCACGCGAACUCGAAGAGCCCGACCUAAGCGAGCUUAGUGUCAAUCUUGUCGACCGCUCUUUCGAAGACUACACUGCACCCUCGGAUAAGGCAGCUGCGAGCCGUCGGCGGCCGUUUGAGGGUGGAGGAUAUCGCCUUGGUGAGGCAGCUGAGGAGCCUCCCAAGGAACCCGCUGCGACGUCGCAGCGAACGGCGAACACGUGCACCAGCGAUGUGGUCGAGCCCGAUGACCUGGACCCUGACGCACCCACGACGCAAGUCCAGGUUCGUCUAGCUGAUGGAUCCCGUCUGGUCAUGCGUUUGAAUACCACGCACCGCGUGCGCGACCUCAGAAGUCUCGUUUGUUCUCAUCGCGCGGACUAUGCCGGUACACCUUUCGUAUUCCAAACGGUUUUACCACGACGAACGCUAGAGGAAGAAUCACAGACACUCGCAGAGGCGAAUCUUUUGAACUCGGUCGUUGUGCAACAGUUGCAGCAGCAGUGA
Cyanidioschyzon merolae strain 10D is the source of this 963-nucleotide messenger RNA. RefSeq names its product similar to human p47 protein. Bases 1 to 963 code for a protein of 320 amino acids. NCBI's taxonomy places the organism in Eukaryota, Rhodophyta, Bangiophyceae, Cyanidiales, Cyanidiaceae. The record is from RefSeq and is a predicted model, not a curated record. Gene Ontology annotation, molecular function: ubiquitin binding. The transcript has a single exon. Gene Ontology annotation, cellular component: cytosol; nucleus. Gene Ontology annotation, biological process: proteasome-mediated ubiquitin-dependent protein catabolic process; membrane fusion; autophagosome assembly.